Messenger RNA from Paralichthys olivaceus (Japanese flounder), 1303 nucleotides. Its product is annotated as E3 ubiquitin-protein ligase KCMF1-like. The record is from RefSeq and is a predicted model, not a curated record. Gene Ontology annotation, biological process: synaptic signaling. Gene Ontology annotation, cellular component: plasma membrane. Lineage: Eukaryota; Metazoa; Chordata; Actinopteri; Pleuronectiformes; Paralichthyidae. Gene Ontology annotation, molecular function: zinc ion binding.
CCCAGGCCUCGUCAUCCACUGCUCCACCGUGAGACAGCAGCGCCACCGUGCGGACCGAGCAGCGCCACACCGGACAGUGACACAGCAGGAGGCGGAGGGGGGCAGCCAGCCAGACCGGAUCCUUCAUGAGGGAAGAGGCCAGGGAGAGCCAGGCAGCCCCGGCUUCUCUUCUCUUCUCCGUCACUAUUCUUCACCGCGAGCCCCGGAGCCCGAGCAGGGGGCUGCGUUACCGCCCGGGAGGAUGUCCCGACAUGAGGGUGUGAGCUGUGAUGCAUGUUUAAAAGGCAACUUCAGAGGUCGACGAUACAAAUGUUUAAUUUGCUACGACUAUGAUCUGUGCGCGUCGUGCUACGAGAGUGGUGCGACGACAACCAGACACACCACAGAGCAUCCCAUGCAGUGUAUAUUAACCCGGGUUGACUUUGACUUGUACUACGGAGGUGAAGCGUUUUCAGUGGAGCAGCCCCAGGCCUUCACAUGUCCCUACUGUGGCAGAAUGGGCUACACGGAGAUCUCCCUGCAGGAGCACGUGGCUGCAGAGCACACAGAGACCUCCACAGAAGUGAUCUGCCCCAUAUGUGCAGCGCUGCCGGGUGGCGACCCGAAUCAUGUGACAGAUGACUUUGCUGCUCAUCUCACACUUGAACACAGAGCACCCAGAGACUUGGAUGAAUCCAGUGGGGUGCGACAUGUGAGGAGGAUGUUUCACCCAGGGCGCGGGCUGGGGGGUCCACGAGCCCGCAGGUCUAACAUGCACUUCACCAGCAGCACCACAGGGGGGCUCUCCACUAGUCAGAGCUCCUCACAGAGUUCCAACUACAGCAGAGAGGCCAUGGACCCCAUAGCAGAGCUUCUGUCCCAGUUGUCAGGGGUGCGGCGUUCAGCGGGCGGCCAACUGAGCUCUGGCCCGUCAGCCUCUCAGCUCCAACAGCUUCAAAUGCAACUCCAGUUGGAGCGCCAGCAGGCCCAGGCGGCGCGUCAGCAGCUGGAGACGGCCCGAAACGCCACCCGGGGCGGAGGCAGAGCUAAUGCAAUCCUCAAUACUAAUUCAGCCGCCACAAACUCCAACUCCAGCGCCAACCACAACACCAACCCCAGUCCAAACCCGGGUCCACCUGAGUCGAAUGCUCAGCAUACUGCACAUAGCUCCCAGUUUCUACUCAGCAGGCUGAGCGAACCACGGCUGUCCGAGGCCGAGCGGCAGGCGUGCGAGGCCCAGUGGGCCGACAGGAGCCUGUUUGUGGCGGAGCUGCUGCUGUCCACGCUGCUGCCUGACGAGGACGCGUCGGCCUCCGAGGACGAG